This is a messenger RNA of Vicugna pacos (alpaca), 7152 nucleotides long. The record is from RefSeq and is a predicted model, not a curated record. Lineage: Eukaryota; Metazoa; Chordata; Mammalia; Artiodactyla; Camelidae.
UUUUUGGGGCCUCUCGCUGGGAAGCAGCCCGUCCGUUUACAUUCGGCCGCCUUGUAUGUAAACAUAUUCGGGGGGUGGUAAGUUUUGCCGCCCGAGUCCUUUAAGGCCCGGGAUGUGCAGCGUGUAGGUGGAAGUUUGCUGUGAGGAGGGUGGACAGGAACAGGGCCCGAGCACUCGCCUGCGAGGGCUCAUGAGGCAGGUGCCCAGAGUGUCAUCUCUUGUUAAGUCCCCUCGUUUAGAUCUGAGGGGACGAGCCUGAAGCUCAGGUGGUGUUUUGCCGUGAGCCGCCCCGCCCUCCCCUCUCCCUCACUUUCUGGGGCUACUUAGGAGAGCUUGGCAGGUGCACGCGGCGCCGUGGGCCUCUCUGAGCCGCAGCGCGGGGCUGGCGCAUCGGCCGAGCGUCACACUGUGUUUUGAUUUCAGAACUCUCCAAAGCCUUUCUGUCUUAUUCAGUCUUGUUUCUAAAACUCUGGAAAGAGCAACAAACCAGGCUGCCGUUUGAAAUGCUGGAAAUCACGCUCUGGCUUGCACGACGCUGGUGAACUUCAGAGCUUGGCUGGUGAUGGAGAGAGACUGGAAAGACCAGUGGGCUCAUGCGACGAUCCCGAGUCUGGGCUGCCUGGCAGUAGGCGGAGCCCGCGCCUCGGCUGUGCUCCGCGACGUCCCUGAUCAUCCAGAGACGCCCCGCACAUCCGCGAACAACAAGGUGGACGUUUAAGACACGGAGUAACAGGGUAUUAACGGGAGAGGCCUGGUGCCCUUGAGCGGCGGGAGAGCACGACCCAAGACGCCGCCCGCUCUCGCAGCAGUGAAGUCGAGCCUGGUGUCCCCUGUGAGCUGACCAGCAGGGUCACUGUGUAGCAGCUGGGCCGUGAGCACCGUUGUCAGCGCUCUGUAUUCUUCAUCUGUUCUCAGCAGCAAAGAGAAGCUAGGUCCUCCGGCUCUUGCUGGGACUUAAUUCCCUUUAAUCAGAGCCACUUCUCUUCCUAGAAGGAAGCUUUUGCUUCUAUUUUCCUUCUCAAAGAAAGGGCUUUUGUUAUUUUGUUUUUACUGUAAUUCAGAAAAAUUCCACCCGAGACAUCUGGUUGACCUGGGGGUGGACGUGACCCCCCUUCCCUCCAGUUACUGUACAGCCCGCACGGCUGAGUUUAGGCACGGGGGAUGCCGUGUGUGUCACAAAGCUGUGCAGCUUUGACUUCAGCUAAAUUCCUGCCUUUUCCUUCCAGCCGAGGCGGCCCACAGGGAGCGACUGGCUCUGCUCGGAGCCCUUGCCCUUAAGGGCUUAUUGUCAUGCGAAUAAGAUGCCGGACACAUUGGCUGAAGGAAGAAACGGGUGAAUCGUGUGCUUUCACAAGGCCCAGUCGGCCGUCCUGCCUGGUGCUGUGCGCUGCGAGAGCGAGCAGGGACCAUCUCUUUCCUUCUUCUUGCCCGCGACAUUGAGAUCCAGGAGAACCAGGGGACCAGGGUGGCCAGGUCCGUGGAGACCCAGCCGUGGCCCUGUGAUGGCUUGGGGUUUUCCUGGUGUGCCUGAGUGUCCCCAGGUACUGGACAGUCAUCUCCAGUCCCGCCACCAGGUGAACUAGUAGUGUUCUGGGAAUAAAAGCUUGGCGAUUCAGGUCAAAAAGCCUGGAGGACCACGGUGUACCAGGUCCACGCACGUCAGUGUUGUUCCGUUGUUUGCAAAGUAUCGGCUUCCAGGUUUUAACCUGGGUACAACGUACAUGUGCUUUAAAGAUUAUUUUCUUUAUCCUGUGAUUCAGAAAUAUAACUUCUGUAUCAUUUUCAAGGGUAUAAUUCAGCGACAUGACAGUUCCACAGCCAUCCCACUGCCCAUUUCGAGAGCAUUUUCUCAACCCGUGCAGGAGCUCUGCGCCCCGAGCAACCCCGGGGCCUCUGCUCUGCGUCCGGUGUCUGUGAGUCGCCUGUUCCAGGCCCUCAGACAAGUGGAAUCAUGCGUGUGUCCUUCUGUGACUGGCUUAUCUGGCCUGGCAUGUUGUUUCCAGGUUUCCAUCCAUGUUGCAGCGCGCGUCAGAACGCCAGGCCUUUUCACUCAGCCACACCCCACUGUGUGCGUCAGCCGGGUCCUGUCUGUAAUUGUGUUUAUUCACCUGCUGAGGGGCACUUGGUCGGCUUCCGCGAUUUGACUGUUGUGAAUAAUGCUCCCAGCAGUGUUUGUGAAACGCGUUUAUGGUGGAACGUAACUACGUUGUGCUUUGUGCGCAGUUCCUGAUGGUAACACGUGGAACAUGAAGAACUGUAAUGAGGCAAAGGCAUGAACAAACCACAAAAACAAAAAUGCACUCUAAGUUCAAAGGAUGAGCAGCCUUGCAUCAUGAUGGAAGCAUUUGCUGAAGGCUGGGGUUGCGCCAGGCACACACCCUGAGUCCCAAGCAUCUCAGGAGGGCCCUCCCCAGCUGGGAGGGGCGGCGAGUGUGUGCUGGAGGGACAAGGCCCAGGCGGGCAGCUCUGCUCGCAGGCAGAGGUGGCUGGUGCCGCCGGAGAGGUGCAGGCAAGGCCUUCGGGCCUUCGGAGGCCGGGACAGGGCCCCCCGGGUCAGGGUGGGGGCGUGAAGGAGGCUGCAGGACUCAGCCCGGCGCCACGGGAGCAGACAAGGCACUGACUGUGGUCAAUGUCCAGCCCUGCUCUGUCUUUGCUGAAUCCAGUUUGUGUUCUUCUGUUUCCUGGGCCUGCCCGGAGGGCUCUGGGUUCCUCUGGUUCACUGCUGUUAAGCAGGCUUCAUCCUGCACUUAAACAGUCCUGUCGCUCCGUCUCCAGCGGCACCUUGGAUUCGCUGGGCCUGGCUCUUCUGUGCCUCCGGGCGACCACGCUCUGGUUAACCUUCUGGAAGAGCUGCUUCUCUCUGGGUGGUCUGGAGCACCGCUCUCAGGGGACGCAGACCUGGGCUCAUGCUGUCUGCCCAGGGGCAGCUCACGACACGGUGAGCGAGCAGCCCCAGCGCUCCUGAGCUGUGUGACCGCAGGGAAGUUACUCCACCCCUCUGACCCCCUUGUGCAACAUGAGGGCUCUGGGCGACACCUGUGGCCCCGUCCAGCGCCACGGCUUUAUGCUUGCCCGUAUUUGAAGCAGCUCGGACAUCGGCUGGCCAGAGGCAUCAGGGCCAUGGUGGGACUCUGAGCGAGACCUGCCCACAGGAACCGGCUGUCACCCACCGGCCUUCCCAGCCCGGAUUCAGGAUGCUGACCCUGAAGCUCCCGAGGCUGCUCAGCGCUGAGCAGGUGCCCCAGGAGUUCCAUGAGCAGGGUAUCCUCUUUGGCUACCGACAUCCACAGAGCUCCGCCGCUGCCUGUGUCCUCAGCCUCUUCCAAAUGACCAAUGAGACCCUCAACAUCUGGACGCACCUGCUGCCCUUCUGCUUCUUCACGUGGAGGUUUGUGAGCGUCCUGCGUGCGACGGACAUCCUGAACGACAGCUACUCCUGGCCCCUGCUCGUGUACAUGGGUGCCAGCUGCGUGUACCCGCUGGCGUCCAGCUGCGCGCACACCUUCAGCUGCAUGUCCGGGAACGCCCGGCACAUCUGCUACUUCCUGGACUACGGCGCCGUCAGCCUCUUCAGCCUGGGCUCCGCCAUCGCCUACUCGGCCUACGUGUUCCCGGACUCCCUGGUGUGCAGCACCUUCCACGACUACUACGUGGGCCUGGCCGUGCUGAGCGCCGUCACGAGCACCGGCCUCUCCUGCUACUCCAGGUUUCUUGAGAUCCAGAAGCCCAGGCUCUGUAAGUUGCUCCGUAUUCUGGCCUUCGCUUAUCCCUACACCUGGGAUUCCCUCCCCAUCUUCUCCAGGCUGUUCCUGCUCCCCGGGGGGAGUGCACAGAAUGAAGCCACCCUGUACCACCAGAAGCACAUGGCCAUGACCCUCCUGGCCUCCUUCUUCUACUCCGCACAUCUGCCGGAGCGCCUGGCCCCUGGCCGCUUCGACUACAUCGGUCACAGCCACCAGCUCUUCCACGUGUGCGCGGUCCUGGCCACGCACAUGCAGAUGGAAGCCGUACUUCUGGACAAGACUCUGAGGAAGGAAUGGCUCCUGGCCAACUCCAGGCCCCUGCUGCUCCCUCACAUAGCUGGAGCCGUCCUCCUGUGCCUCGUCUGCAGCCUGAGCAACAUAGUUUAUUUCUCAGCUGCUCUGUAUCGGAUUCCCGAGCCAGAAUCACUUAAAAAAGAAACAUGAUUCAGAGCAUAAGCCCUCUGUGCCAAAUGUCACCAUCAAGCCUACGACAUCCUAAGCCCCCGAGCCAGGGGUGUGGUUCUAGUUUACAGUGGCCGAAAAUAUUUAUGGAGCUUGGUGUCUUGGCACUUUUGAGUGGCUUCCUGUCAAUAAGGUGUUCAACUGGGGGGGCGUCUCUGGGUGUGCAGUGGUUCUGCAUGUGUGAUUUUAAAGGGGGAACAUGGGUCCAAGUCGGUCCUCAGGCAGGCACACCACUAAUGUUUCACGAAGCGUUAGCUUUGUUUAAAGUGAGCUCGCCAGCUCUAUCUCAGCAGUUGGAGCGGGCCCACCGCCCUGCAGCUGCACAUGAAGUAGUUGCUUUGUGCUUCCCUGCCCUCGCGGUGGGCCUCUGAGGACAGAAUGCGCUUCAUCUGCUGAGUCUCACGCAGCAGAGUCUCUCCGGGGGCUCCCACCGUGGGAGGAGGAUGAGCUGGAACUACCGCCCAGUAGGGGAACCUGAGAGAGAGGAGGCCGGGUGCGUGGGAGCCCCGGGCAGGGAAGGAGCCUGGUUGGGGAGGGGUCUCAUCUUUUCCCCACCUGCGAAGGGGCCGGGCAGGAAGAGCCCUCUCUCCCGACGAGCCCGCCCCGCCUUGCAGAGCAGCUCCGAAGUCAUAUGGACUUGGAUUUUCUUAAUCCAAUUUUCUUAAUCGUGCGUUCUGCUUUGCUCUGCUUUCUUGUCGCGGGUUCGGUGCCGCGGGUGUCCGGCGGCGCAGGGGAAGUGUGCCCCCCGGGGCGCCGGCUAAGCCAGCCCCAGCUGGCGGUGCUCGGCCCUCAGCUUUUAAACCAGUGACUGUAUGUUGCCUCAGCAUUUCAUAGGUGCAAAAUGCAGCGUUUGCGUGCGGAGGACGCUGAAGGCCUUGCCAGAGAGACGGAAACACUUGGUGAGCUUGUGCCAGUGCAGGUUCCCCCGGGCAUAGCCAGAGACCCUGUUUUACUAGCUUAAAACGUGGGUUUCCUGGAGAAGGUGUGCGCUGGAGCGAGUCCCCUGGGUGCUUCUAAGCCAGGAGGGCCACGGGCCGAGCUCGAAGACAGACGCGCUGGCGUCACAGAUUCCAGAGGGCACUGGGCUAUCAGCUUGGUUUCAGUCGGUCUAACUUCAGCAGCUCACCACCUCAUGGUGAGUCAGUCCCCUGCCUUCCACUCCGUGUGGUGCUAAAAGGCCGAGUGUUUUCUCAUCUGUUGCGUGAGUAAUUAAGGUCCCGUAUCUCAUGGGGUCUUCACAGUGUACAGAAAUGCUGACGCAGAACAGGUUUUAACGGAGGCCCGUCAACCCCUGACGUGCACUUGGGAAUGGCUUAAGGGGCUGUCCGCCACAGCUGACUCAGGAGCACCCCCGUAUCUUGGAGCACUGCCUCUGUGGUGGACUGGCCCAGACACCCGAAUGGGCUUGGAAACUGCUCACCGCUCAGUCCUCUGGGGACAAGUAACAAUUUACAUUGGCUGAGAGUGGUCAAGAAAUAUGAUUCAUUAGCUGUGUUACCCGUUUACUUCCUCUGGGGACGGCAGACUGAUAAAAUGACGUGGGCUGGUAAAUUUUUGGUACAUCAAUUGCAAGCUGCACAACAGAAUUUGAUUUUGGCAAGAGGCUGACGCUGCAGGUGGCAUCUUACUCCAGCAGGGCCUGUGGGCUUCUGUCUUGUCUUGCUGUAAGUUCGGGUCAGUUUUAUGGUGAACAAAGGCACAGAGUUUAAACACCCUACUCUAGUGAUGCCAGAGGCACGAAGCCUUUUACAUUCUCUUGUUGGCAGAGAGCAAAAUAAUGUUCUUCGCUUAGCUCAGAAACAGUUGAAAGAUAACGGUGACUAAUUUGAAGGACUUGGAUUAUUUAGAAGUUACGCUGCUUCUCCAGCAUGGUUAAUGAGGAAGAUGAAAUGGCAAGCUUUAAGUCAACAAUAUCAGACCAGUGUCCCAUAAUGUUUUUAUAAGUUUGGUAAACCUAGUCCCAUCGUAUACUUUUGGACAGCGUUACAAACUAAAAUUUUGUAACACUUUGUAAUACACUGAUUUGGAAGCUUCUAAUGUCGAGUGAGAAUAUAUUAUAUGGGUUCAAAUCUAUUAAUUAUUAAGUAUUAUGAGUUGGAUGUGGGUGUAGUUUUGCCCAAGCCAUUCCGGAAAUUCAACAAGGUUGGCAGGGGGUCAGUUGAAACCCCACUGGAGAAAUGUCUUUUAAUGUAGCCGUUCUCAAUUUUUUGGUCUCAAUAUGCUUUAGAGGCUUCCCAUCCUCCCACUGUGGCGACUGCUCCCCAGGGCCUUGUCUCCUAAAGGGAGGGGUCAAGGUGGGCAACUCCUAAAGAGGUGUGCCUCGUCCUCCUCCCCCUGCUUGAGAAGCACCACCCUGACACUUACCGGGGGUCGUCGCUGGGGUAAGACUGAGCGCGUCUGAAUGAGGCCGCUCAGUCAGCACCUCUCCCUCCACUCCCAGAUGGGGGAGCUGCAUUUCCCAUUGCUCAGCUUCUAAAUAGGUCUCCUCUUCUUUCUAAAGACAUGAACUUGUCAUUGUGGGUUAGAAUUAGCAGUGGGAUGUUUAGCAGCCUUUUGGAUACACAGUGAUUUAAAUAUUUGGUCUGCAGUCUUCCUCAAAGUGUUCUUGGUGGAGACGUUCUGUGGAAGGCAGGGUGGGGGCCGCUGCUGCUGUCAGAUAUGUUGGAGAAACUCUUCAUUUGGACCUGCUGUCUGUAAAGUUCGUUUUGGCCCCAGUGCCCUUUUUAUAUGUAACCCCUGUUAACGCCGCAUAACAACACUUUACAGCAUUGAAUGAACGCCAGCCUCUGGUCUUCCAGUCGGCCAUCCGUUAGGGAUGAGAAGGCAGAGACCUGCUUCCAAACUCAGAGGUGUUCUUCCAGCUUACACUAAUGUCUGGUUUUCUUAAACUGUGUGAAAGAAAAAUAAAAUUUAUUUAUGAUAAUAAAGGCCUCCUGGUUCUCAUCUG